Molecule: messenger RNA, 2473 nt
Organism: Cynoglossus semilaevis (tongue sole)
Lineage: Eukaryota; Metazoa; Chordata; Actinopteri; Pleuronectiformes; Cynoglossidae
Product: sodium- and chloride-dependent GABA transporter 2-like
Exons: 13
Coding region: 519-2084 (521 amino acids)
Biological process (GO): sodium ion transmembrane transport; amino acid transport; nitrogen compound transport
Cellular component (GO): cell projection; plasma membrane
Molecular function (GO): gamma-aminobutyric acid:sodium:chloride symporter activity
Source: RefSeq, a predicted model, not a curated record
UUAUGCAACGUGCCCUCUAGUGGCAAGUCAGGUUACAGGUCUAUUUUGAAGGAUCAAUUUUUGAACGUAGGGAUUCCACAGUAGGAAGUUUGUAGGGUUGUAGGGAUGUUUAUGGAAUAUUUUUAAUGAAGAAAAAAACCCACACAUAUUUUAGAAGUUAAUUUUAUCUUCAAAUUAUAUGAAUCAAAAUACUUAUGUAGUACACAUGCUGUACUUCUGCCAACUUUUUGUCAUCACCCUGGGAUAAAUCAGUACAUGUACUUUACCACAUGUUGCCACACCUUAAAAAGUUUAAAAAAAAAAAAAGAAAAAGAAAAAGAAACCCGGCCCCCGUUUCGUAAACUCUCAAAUAUUUUUUUUUUCUGCUGCUCAUUAUUACUUAAUAUAUCUCUGUGUCCACGUUGCCAUAUCACAUUUGGGAUAUUUAGGGGUCCCCCUAGUGGCUUUUGUUACAACUUGCAGCCAUAUAUCAAGUCUCGCUGCCAGUGUUGCCCUGGUGUGACUUCUCUCUCCGCAGCAUGGAAGACACAAAGCUCAGGAUGGGCUGCAGCCCUGCACAGUCCGGCGGCUCCAAAAGUGCCCGGGAGCGGGGCAAGUGGGGCAGUAAAAAGGAGUUCAUCUUGUCUGUGGUGGGUGCUGUGAUUGGACUCGGAAACGUCUGGAGGUUUCCUUAUCUGUGUUACAAGAACGGCGGCGGAAUAGGCUACGCUAGCCAAAUGAUCAUUUUCUACGGAAGCAUCAGCUACAUCGUGAUCCUGGCCUGGGCUUUCCUGUAUUUAUUUUCUUCCUUCUCUGAAGAUCUGCCCUGGGCCAACUGCAACAACGCGUGGAACACAGAUGCUUGUUUUGUGUUGAACAACUUUAAUGCGAGUGCUAACGGGACGUCAGUGAAUGCAUCAUCAUCAUCAUCACUGUCAUCAUCAUCAUCAGUUUUAGAGUUUUGGCAGCGGCGGGUGUUAAAUAUAUCCAGUGGGAUUGAAGAGGUGGGGUCCGUGCAGUGGGAGCUCUCCCUGUGCCUUCUUCUGGCCUGGAUCAUCUGCUACUUCUGUGUGUGGAAGGGUGUGAGGUCCACGGGGAAGGCGACCUACUUCACAGCUACGUUUCCUUUCCUCAUGUUGGCCGUGCUGUUUGUCAGAGGGAUGACGCUCCCCGGUGCCAUGCACGGCAUCAAGUACUACCUGUGGCCUAACCCUGCCAGACUGGCCGACCCGCAGGUCUGGAUGGAUGCUGGGACACAGAUAUUUUAUUCAUACGCUAUAUGUCUGGGCUGUCUGACCACACUGGGGAGCUACAACCCCUACCACAACAACUGCUACAGUGUGGACUCUGACUCACAUAAAAAAGAAAACAAAAACCUGAAUGAAAUAAGUUGGUGUGGUCAUUACUGGUCUCUCCGCUCAGGUCCUGGCCUGGUCUUCAUCGUGUAUCCACAGGCGGUGACUCUGCUGCCGUGGCCUCAGGUUUGGUCCGUGUGUUUCUUCACCAUGAUCAUCUUGUUGGGAAUAGACGGUCAGUUUGUUGGACUUGAAAGUCUGAUGACCUCCAUAACGGACAUGUUCCCUGAUCAGAUCCAGAGAGGAUAUCGCAGAGAGAUCCUCCUGAUGCUCCUCUGUGCCUUUUGCUACCUGAUGGGCCUUUCACUGGUGUCACAGGCCGGGGCCUACAUUCUGCAGAUCUUUGACCACUACGUCUGCAGUGGUCCCACCCUCCUCCUGAUGGCGAUCAUCCAGUCUGUGAUUAUUGGAUGGAUCUAUGGUGCUGAACGCUUCUCCAGUAACAUUAAGGACAUGAUUGGAUACAAACCUCUGUCCCUGAUCAAGUACUGCUGGCUCUACACCACUCCUCUGGUUUGCAGUGGCACGCUCAUAUUUCUGAUCCUUAAAUUCAGCCCCCUGAGGUUCAACAACACCUACAUUUACCCCUGGUGGGCUUAUUAUGUCGGCUGGUUUUUGGCGUCGUCCUCGCUAAUUAUGAUUCCACUCACUAUGAUCUGCAAACUGGCCAAUGGCAAAGGGACCCUGUGGCAGCGCCUGAAGACAAGCUCACGACCAGCAGACGACCUUCCGAUGGUGGUCAAACGAUAACUCGGUGCGAAACUCUCAGAUCACAGCAUUGAAGACAAAUAUAUAAAUGUAAUACGAAGUGUUUGUUUAUGUUUUCUUAUCUUUAUCUUUUGUUGAUUACAAAUCAUUUACAGUGUUACUUACUUAUUUAGACCUUCUUAUUUUUUAUCUGCUAAUCAUUUAAUAUUGUUUGAUCAGUAUAUUAACAAAAUAGUUUUUCCAUUAAUUUUUUUUGUAUCAUAAAUGUGAUAAUGUGUUCUCAAGGGUACAAGAGCCAGAGGACUUUAUGUGGAGACUCUUUCUCUGAAUGUUUUUUUGUGUGUGUUUUUCCAACAUGGAAAUCAUUUGCUUCAGGAACCUCUGCAGUACUUAUAAAGUAUGACGGCAGCUGUUUUGUAAGCUUAAAAAUG